This is a messenger RNA of Sinocyclocheilus grahami, 1640 nucleotides long. Its product is annotated as MAM domain-containing protein 2-like. NCBI's taxonomy places the organism in Eukaryota, Metazoa, Chordata, Actinopteri, Cypriniformes, Cyprinidae. Gene Ontology annotation, cellular component: membrane. The record is from RefSeq and is a predicted model, not a curated record. Bases 93 to 1640 code for a protein of 515 amino acids. The transcript is spliced from 11 exons.
GGAGAGUGAAUGCAGCGGUCGCAGAGCUGCCGUACGCAAUCUGCGUUAGUGGAACAUCACACGUCCACUCCAGCAUCCCUGCAACUUCAGCCAUGAGUUUGCUUCACUUCUCAACCCUUCUGGCAGUCGCUCUUCUAGUGCGGGCUCAGACGCAGCUUUUGCGGGGCUCCUGCAGUUUUGAGUCGGACAGCUGCGGCUACACGUCUGAUCCCGCUAAUGCUGCCUGGACCAUCAACCAGGAAGGCCGCUUCAUCAUAGCGGAGUCCUCAUCUUUUGGUGAGAAAGAGAAGUAUGUCCUGGUCAGCCCAGAGCUUGAGCUCAGAGACUGGAGCUGUGUGCGGUUGGUCUAUCAGAUCUCAGGCUCAGGCUCUCUUCAACUGCACUUACGACCCGAGGGUGAGAACUUUGACUACACGUUAUGGACGGCGGACAAGCCCUCAGACAGUUGGCUCAUUGCCAGUGUGGACAUCCGCAAUAUGUCUGGGGCUUACCAGCUAUUAUUUGACGCUAAACCCAGAAGAGGAAUGGGAAAUAGCAUUGCUCUUUUUGAAAUACACAUCAUCCCUGGAUACUGUAUAGAGUGCAACUUUGAGGAGCACCACUUGUGUGGCUACAGUAAUCAGUGGAAUCCCAAUGUGAACUGGUAUGUGGGUGGGAGUUUGGCCCGGGACCCUCAGUCAAACCUUCCAGAUGACCACACCAUGAAUAAUGAGAGAGGUCACUACAUGUAUGUGGACUCAGUUUAUGCUAAAAGGUUCCAGGAGGUGGCCAAGUUGGUGUCGCCAAUGACUACCACUUCAAUGGCAGGGUGCUUGUCCUUUUACUAUCAAAGGGACCAAGCCAUUGGGAAUUUCUUCUCAGUCUUCACUAAGGACCAGCUGGGCCACUAUGAUGAGAUAUGGAGGCCUGAUGUGUAUGCGACAACAGAUUGGAAGUUAGUGCAAGUGGAUAUUAAGGCACCACAUUCUUUAGAGAUGGUGUUUGAGGUGGCGUUCAACAGUCCUCGUGGUGGCUAUGUCGCUUUGGAUGACAUUUCUUUCUCCCCAGAAUUUUGCCACACAGAGACAGAGCCAGCGUUUGACCCCUCUGUGGCAAACUGUAACUUUGAGGAGGGCCUGUGUCAGUAUUAUCAGGAACAGACUGGAGGUUCAGUGUGGAACAGGGUCUCUGUGAAACCAAAUGUUUACCGCAUCGGGGAUCACACUACAGGCACUGGGUCUUUUCUCUUGGCCAACACUCGUCAUACCUCUCGUCCAGGGUAUGUGGGUCGUCUUUUUGGACCGUCCCUACCAGGGAACCAUAAAUACUGCCUCAGGUUCUACUAUGCCCUGCAUGGCUUCAUGAAAAUAGAUAAUGCUCUGGCUCUCUAUGUCUAUGAUGAAAACAACAUAGCUCAGGAGAAAAUCUGGACCGUGUCUGAGAGGUCUAAAGAUGUUUGGACAGAGGUGGAAGUCACAUACCUAAAGCCCAUGCCUACUAAGGUAGCAUUUGUCAGCAUCUGCAGAAACUUCUGGGACUGUGGGCUUGUGUCUCUCGAUGACAUCUCAGUGACCCUUGGUGACUGUCGGGUUGCUGCAGAUCCUGGAGACAGCAUCGCAUACUCAGGAUUUUCUGAAAAUUUUAAUGAAAUUGAGUACUGA